AUGGAGACUCAAAGACUUAAAACCAAAGUAGAGCUAUUCAUUAGUGGGAGAGCCCUUAAAAACCUCGACACUUUUAGUAAAUCUGACCCUUACUGUGUUGUCUCAAUGUUCGAUCCAACCUCAAACACUUACCUUGAAGGGACAAGAACAGAGGUGAUAAAUAAUAAUCUCAACCCAGACUGACAAACAACAGCGACCGUUGACUAUUAUUUUGAGCUUCAGCAAGCAAUUCGCUUUACUGUUUACGACUAUGAUGACAGACACCAUUCAGACCUGAUAGGAACAUUUGACACAACACUUGGAUAUAUCGUGGGAAAAGGCACAACAAUCGAAAAUAUUAAAACAGCUAAAGGCCAUCGAGCUGGAAAACUUAUUAUUAGAGCUGAAGAGGUCAGGGAAUCCAGGGAUAUCAUUUGGAUGCAAUUGUGUGCACAUCAUGUAGAUAAGAUGGAUUUUUUUGGAAAAAGUGACCCUUAUUUGAUUUUUUAUAGGGUGAGAGAUGAUGGGACCUGACUGAAAGUACAUAAGACUGAGACGAUAAAAAAUACAUUGAAUCCUAUAUGGAAACCUUUUGAGAUCUCAGCCCAACAGCUUUGUAAUGGGGAUGAAUUAAAACCAUUAAAAAUCGAAUGUUGGGAUUGGGAUAGAAACUCCUCAGACGAUUUUAUAGGAAGCGCCGAAACCACCCUACAAGAGCUCUUAAACCAAGGCAAAACUUUAGACUUAAUUAACCCUGAAAAACGAAGCAAAAAAAAAUACAAAAAUUCCGGCGUCUUAGAAGUCCAGCAGGUUUCAGUCAGAAAAGUGUACAGUUUUAUUGACUAUUUAAGAGGAGGGACUCAAUUUUCGCUUAUGGUUGCUAUAGACUUUACAGGGAGCAAUGGCGAUUAUACAGAUCCUAGGUCUUUGCAUUACUUAAACCCAAAUGUCCAGAAUGAGUAUGAAAAAGCUAUAUGGGCUGUUGGGGCAAUUUUAGACAAUUAUGACCCUAAUAAAAUGUACCCAGCCUUUGGGUUUGGUGGCAGGACACCAUGGAAUAAUGGACAAGUCGAUCAUUGUUUCCCAUUAAACGGAAACAGACAAAACCCAUUUGUCCCAGGAAUUCCUGGGAUUAUUCAAUUUUACCAUCAAGCUUUAUCUCAGGUUGGUUUAUCAGGGCCGACUUUGUUCCAGCAUAUUAUAAGAAAUGCUAUAAAUAUAGCGAUGUCAACCCCUAGGACCCAAUUUUAUCAUGUUUUAUUGAUUUUGACGGAUGGGGAAAUACAUGAUAUGGACCAAACUAUUGCUAAUAUUGUAGAAGCAAGUAGCUUGCCAUUAAGCAUUAUUAUAGUAGGCCUAGGAAAUGACGAUUUCAGGAACAUGGAAAUUUUAGACUCUGAUGAUGCUUUACUUACUCCCCCCCCCCCUCCGUGAGCGAACAAAAAAAUUUUGUUCGCUCACGGAGGGGGGUUAAUUUUUUUUUUUAAAAAAAAUUUAUAUAUAAAUUUUAUAAAAAAAUAUUUUUUUCGAAAUUUAAAAAAAUCCUAAUUUGCAAAAAUUGGGAAGCAAAUAUUAAUUUAAUUUGCAAAAUUUAUGUUUUAAAACGCAAUUUGUUUAAAAUUAAACAGAAUUAGCUCUAGAUUUCAUUAUACUAAUUAUCACUUAUAUAUCAAAAUUUUUUUCCAUUAAAAUUUUUUCUAUUAAAAAAAUUUUUGUUCACUCACGGAGGGUGGGUUUUUGGUCAAAAAAUGGCGAUUUUUCUAAUGGUUUUGUUCGCUCACGGAGGGGGGGGGGAGUUAGAGAUAGAAAUGGCCGUCAAGCUGUUAGAGAUAUUGUCCAGUUUGUGCCGUUUAGAAAAUUCGGAGGGAAUCCUUAUUUGCUUGCACAAGAAGUUUUGGCAGAGGUGCCUAAACAGAUUACAGGAUAUAUGACAAGCAUUGGACAUAUACCGAUAAUACCUGAAUUAGUGCCUAUGAAUCAAUUGCAAGCUCAGAAUACGAUUAGACCUGUAGAAGCUGAUCCUGAAGCUCAAUAUAUGGGCUCGCAAAGUGAGAGAUCUAGCUAUCCUCAUAAUAUGCCUCCACAAACUGAAAGAUCAGGUUAUCCUCAAAGUAUGCCUCCACAAACUGAAAGAUCUGGGUAUCCUCAAAGCAUGCCUCCACAAGGAAUAAUUCCUCAGCAAGGUCAAUAUCAAAAUAUGCCUCCACAAGGAAUAAUACCGCAACAACCGCAAUAUCAGACUCUGCCACCCCAAAUAAAUUCAGCUCCUUGUGCGCCUCCCGAAGAAGAAAGUCCAUAA
This is a messenger RNA of Blepharisma stoltei, 2278 nucleotides long. Lineage: Eukaryota; Ciliophora; Heterotrichea; Heterotrichida; Blepharismidae. The record is from the annotation of a GenBank genome assembly.